Molecule: messenger RNA, 528 nt
Organism: Sordaria macrospora k-hell
Lineage: Eukaryota; Fungi; Ascomycota; Sordariomycetes; Sordariales; Sordariaceae
Biological process (GO): protein polyubiquitination; ubiquitin-dependent protein catabolic process
Molecular function (GO): ubiquitin conjugating enzyme activity
Source: RefSeq, a predicted model, not a curated record
AUGGCCCAAUCGUCAGCAGCAGCGACACAACUCCGCAAGGAGUUCAAGCAGAUGCAGAAGGACACGGACAUCCCCGGGAUAUCAUGCGGUCUGGUGAACGACAACAACAUCUUUGAGUGGGAAGUGAUGUUGAUGAUUCCCGAUGAGGUCAAAUACUAUGGCGGAGGCAACUUCCGCGCUCACCUCGUCUUUCCAUCCAACUACCCGCACAUGCCGCCCAAGUUCACCUUCCAGACUCCGAUCCCGUUCCACCCCAACAUCUACCCCUCAGGCGAACUCUGCAUCAGUAUCCUGCACCCGCCCGAGGAGGACAAGUACGGGUAUGAAGACGCGUCAGAGCGGUGGUCUCCCGCCCGCUCUCCGGAGAAAGUGCUGCUGAGCAUCAUCAGCUUGUUCAGCGACCCGAACCCGGACAGCCCGGCCAAUGUCGAGGCUGCAAGGCUGCUGAGGGAGGAGAAGGAAGGGAAAAACAAGGAGUUUAGGAAGAGGUGUAGGGCUUGUGUGAGGGAGAGUUUGGGGGAGGAGUAG